Molecule: messenger RNA, 1536 nt
Organism: Spea bombifrons (plains spadefoot toad)
Lineage: Eukaryota; Metazoa; Chordata; Amphibia; Anura; Pelobatidae
Gene: UTP3
Product: UTP3 small subunit processome component
Exons: 16
Coding region: 59-1471 (470 amino acids)
Biological process (GO): maturation of SSU-rRNA from tricistronic rRNA transcript (SSU-rRNA, 5.8S rRNA, LSU-rRNA)
Cellular component (GO): small-subunit processome; nucleolus
Source: RefSeq, a predicted model, not a curated record
AUUUGGAGUCGGACCGGAUAUUGCGUACACGUGUAUGGAAUCUCUCUGAGAAGGCAGCAUGGGGAAGUUUCGCAGGAGUCAAAGGCUCCAGAAACCCAAAGCAGAUCAGAAAGUAUACGAUGAGUCCCUGGCUAACGCAGAUAUCCCUUCAACUGAAGAUAUCAAUUCAGAUUAUUUCAAUGAUGAUGUUGAGAAAUUCCAUGAGCAAAAGUUCCAACGUCUGAUAAAAGAAGGAAUGAACCUUGAAAGUGAUGAAGAACCGAUCGAUAGUGAGGAAGAGGUCAUGCCUCUGGAUAUUGUAGAUGAUGAAGAUGAAGAGGACCAGGAGGAGGAAGAAGCUGAUGAUCAUGGUUCUAUGGCAAGUGACCUAGAAGACCGGCGAGAUGACGGUCUUCCAGAUGAACUGGCUUGGGGUCAGAAAAAGAAGAUUUAUUACGACACGGAUUACACGGAGAAGAAGAACAAAAAGGUGAAGAAAAGCAAAGAGGAGCUUGAAGCUGAGGCAGAAGAGGAAGAGGAGGAGGCUCAAAACAUCCAGAGGCGUCUAGCAAACAACCUAAAUGAAGAAGACUAUGGCCUGGAUCUUAUUCAGGAAUUUGGAGAAAAACUGCCUGAAGAAAAAAAAUCAGAAGAGAAAAUUGUUAAAGAUUUGGACAAAAUGACGGAAAAGGAGAAAAGAAAGCUGCUGAAGAAGGAAUCGCCGGAGUUGCUGGAACUGAUUCAGGAUCUGAAAUUAAAGUUGGCAGAAGUGAAAAAUGACCUGGAUCCGCUCAUACAGAUGGUAAAGGAUGGAAGCAUCCAAGGAAAGGGCAGCGCGUACCUGCAGACAAAAUACCAACUUUAUUUAAAUUAUUGCACCAAUAUCAGCUUUUAUUUACUUUUGAAAGCCAAAAGGAUCCCAAUCCAGGGUCACCCUGUCAUAGAAAGACUCGUCGCCUACAGAAAUUUGAUAAAUGAUUUAGGAAUUGUAGAUGAAAGAUUAUCUGGGCAAAUCCACCUACUACUUAAUCAAGAUUUAGAAGAAAACGAGUCAGCGGAGGAAAAUUCUGCCAGUCUACCCAAGGCUUCCAAGAAACCUGUGAAAAAGACGCCUGUACUUGACGCGCCGUCCGAUGAAGACUCUGAUCUGGAUGAGGAAUCUGCUUUGAAAUUCUACAAGGAGAUGGAAACCAAAUUACAGAAUAAGAGAAAGCGUGCAUCUGACGACGCAGUAGUUGCUGAUUUGCCUUCAGAAGACAUUGAUCCAAAUGCAAAGAGAGGCAUCACAUAUCAGAUUGCCAAAAACAAAGGACUCACGCCUAAAAGAAAGAAGAUCGACCGCAACCCAAGGGUUAAACACAGAGAGAAAUUCAGACGGGCCAAGAUUCGCAGAAAGGGCCAGGUCCGAGAAGUUCGGAAGGAGGAAACCAGAUAUUCCGGGGAAUUAUCCGGAAUCCGAGCCGGGGUUAAGAAGAGUAUCAAACUUAAGUGAAACGACUCAAAAAUAUUUUACACUUGAUUGUAUAAUAAAAAAAUUUCUUUAUUAUUUUAACUGAA